This is a messenger RNA of Neltuma alba, 1596 nucleotides long. RefSeq lists its product as uncharacterized. The record is from RefSeq and is a predicted model, not a curated record. The coding region runs from base 1 to 1596 and encodes 531 amino acids. The transcript has a single exon. NCBI's taxonomy places the organism in Eukaryota, Viridiplantae, Streptophyta, Magnoliopsida, Fabales, Fabaceae.
AUGUCCUCUUCUGUUCUGAAUAACCAUUGCAAUUUUCUUCCUCGACUGCCAUCUGGAUUUGGAGAGUCAAUGCUGCAGGAAGAGAGACUCAAGAGGAUAAAUGACAAUGACCAUAAGUGUUCCCAGCUCAAAUCUUGUCAUAAUGAAGCAACUUUGACUCCUCUGAGUAAAAGGGUGUCUGAGUCAGAUUUGGAUAUUGUACGUGAUGAUGGGGAUGUUAAAGAGAACUCAAACACAAGCCCUAGUAAAACACCUCCAAUUCAAAUUUCUGUUUCCCCUGAGAUACAAUGUGGUUCUUCUUUGGUUUCAGCUACUACACCAGCUUGUUAUGGUGCUGGCUAUAUAGUUUCUGGUGUCACUGACAAAAGAAAAUGCAGGCCUCGGGGUAUUCUUAUUGUGGGAGAGGACAACCCUCACUUAAAUUAUGGGACUGCUGAUAGUUUUGAUGAUGGUAAUGGGAAUGAAAUAAUGAGCACCGCCAACCAUGUCAGCACCUCUUUGUUGCCCCUGCCAAGUGAAGCUUCGAUGUAUUGGGUUUGUUCACCUCAUAACAAUGAGGAUAAAGAUGCCACGAAGACAUCUGAAAAUGGAGCAAGUCAAGUUCAGGUACUAGCUGAGUCCACCACUCUUGGUUCCAUUUCUCCACCAUCAUCCAGCCACAGAGCUUCUUUGGGCAUAAUUGAUAGCAUUGAUUUGUCUAGUGCUGAUUACUGUAUCAGAAGAAAAGCAUCUAGCUCAAUUUCUCCUAGCGGGCUCCCUGAAUUUCAAGGAUUUUCAGAUUCACUAUUAUCACCUUCUUAUUUACCCAUAUUCUUUUCUCCCAAUUCAACGUCUAGCUGCAAGGCAGGUGGCUCAGGAAAGGGCAAAACUUUUCAACACAAUCGUAUUGAAGAGAACUCUCCAUACUCACUCAAUUCAUUGAGUAGUGGAAAUGUUAUUCAAACUCCACAGUCAGACUUCAGUUCAGAUAUCCAUGUUGGCAUGCCACGGGUUCAUGGAGACUAUCUGAAGAAAAGCAAUUCUAAGCUUGACCUUGAUUCUAUAGGUGAAGCCAUUCCAUCAGCAAGCUUCAUGUCUGUGCCAUUGGGGGAUUCUAUUAAUUCAAGUUUCCAAUUUGAUUGUUCAGCUCUGCCUUCUGAUUCAAUCGAUCUCUGUAAACUUCCGAAAUUUUUGGAUGAUCAGGUUCCUUGGUUAUCGAGUUCUACAAUUGACACAGCAUCACAGUCUCAAAUGAGGAUAUCAUGGAGGGAAGGGUUAAUGAGCCAACUUUAUGAGAUGGAUGACUUUGAUUGUUGCAAAUGCUUGUCAGAUGAGGAAGACCUUGCUAAUGAUUGCAACAGCAACGAUUUACCCAUCCAUUAUGUUCCUAAAGUCAAUGACAAAGUAGACUUUGAUAAAAAGUUGGAUAGUGAUGUCAAAAUCACUGAAACUGAUGAUAAACCGCUGAGAAUUGAGGGAUUGGGCAAAGAAAUAUUUCCAGGUCUGCUAUCUUGUUCGGAGGCUGAGUCUAUAAGCACUGAUGGAACUGGUCUGGUUGCUUCAAGAGAUGAUUCAGAUUGGAUGUUAUGCUACAAGAAUACAUUAUUUGAAGAUUAA